Messenger RNA from Penicilliopsis zonata CBS 506.65, 1208 nucleotides. RefSeq lists its product as hypothetical. Bases 182 to 1039 code for a protein of 285 amino acids. Gene Ontology annotation, biological process: small GTPase-mediated signal transduction. NCBI's taxonomy places the organism in Eukaryota, Fungi, Ascomycota, Eurotiomycetes, Eurotiales, Aspergillaceae. Gene Ontology annotation, molecular function: GTPase activity; GTP binding. The transcript has 3 exons. The record is from RefSeq and is a predicted model, not a curated record.
ACGUUGUGCUGCUCUUUCCUCUCUCUACCUGUCACCUCCCUAGCGUGAGCACCAAGAAAAAAAACAACCAGAAGAAGAAAUUGACAGACAACGGAAACGCGCCGUCGAGACCGACCGAACCGUCAACCACAAGCCGCUGUCCACAUUUUUUCCCGUCUCCCUUGUUUCGCCUCCGCACAGCAUGUCCGCUCAGAUGUACGAGGACCAGGCCUAUGGAGUCUCACGACGGCCGUCGCUCGCUACGCCGCCCCCGUCGAUGACCCCCCAACACAGUCGCGUCCGCAGCCAAAGCGUCCGAGUCAGCAACGGCACCGUUAGUACUAAUACGAGUGUCUCGAGUGGAAGGAUGUCGGAGGCUACACAUGUCACACAGCCGCCAGCGUAUUCGAAGAAGUUUGUGGUCGUUGGAGACGGUGGCUGCGGCAAGACCUGUCUUUUGAUCAGUUACUCGCAGGGAUACUUUCCAGAGAAAUAUGUGCCCACGGUGUUCGAAAACUACAUUACGCAGACUACCCACCGUGCCUCGGGGAAGACGGUCGAACUGGCCCUCUGGGACACUGCUGGACAGGAAGAAUAUGACCGACUGCGACCCCUCUCCUAUCCCGAGACCGAUCUACUUUUUGUGUGUUUUGCUAUCGACUGCCCCGCUUCGCUAGACAAUGUGACGGACAAGUGGUACCCCGAAGUGCUGCAUUUCUGUCCAACAACGCCAAUCAUCCUCGUCGGCCUCAAAUCUGAUCUGCGCUCAAAACGAACAUGCGUCGAGCUCCUUAAGACACAGGGUCUGACGCCUGUCACGCCCGAGCAGGGCGGUGCCGUCGCGCAGCGCAUGGGCGCCUCGUACGUCGAAUGCAGCAGCAAGGAGAUGAUUGGCGUCGACGAGGUGUUUGAGCUUGCCGUUAACACCGUCGUCUCUGUGGAGCAAGACGGCUGGAAUACCAACCGACAAAGCACAACCUCGAAAAGCGCAGCAGGCGGCGGCGGCGGCGGCUUCGCUGGCGGGAAGAAGGUCAAGAAGCGCAGUUGCAAGAUUUUGUAGAAUGCUAGCCUCUCGUCUUCUUUUUCUGUUUUUUUUUUUAGCCUGGGUUUUCCCUGAGCCUGGUUGCUCGGAUGUUCUCUCUUGUACUUGACAUGUUGAUGUUGAUGCCAGCUGGAAUGAAUCAUGUGUGAUAUCCAGCGAUGUGUUUUUUGUUUCUUUCUUUUUCUUA